Messenger RNA from Synchytrium microbalum, 1569 nucleotides. RefSeq names its product tetrahydrofolate synthase (gene MET7). The coding region runs from base 1 to 1569 and encodes 522 amino acids. The transcript has 7 exons. The record is from RefSeq and is a predicted model, not a curated record. Gene Ontology annotation, biological process: tetrahydrofolylpolyglutamate biosynthetic process. Gene Ontology annotation, molecular function: ATP binding; tetrahydrofolylpolyglutamate synthase activity. Gene Ontology annotation, cellular component: mitochondrion; cytoplasm; cytosol. NCBI's taxonomy places the organism in Eukaryota, Fungi, Chytridiomycota, Chytridiomycetes, Synchytriales, Synchytriaceae.
AUGUUGACAACAAACACUUACGAGACGGCUGUAGAACUACUCAACCAAACUCAAUCAAACGCUUCCAUCUUGCAAGCUGUUCGAGCUUCCGGGGGCAAGUUGAAUGAACGGAGCAUGCCUGAAAUGAGAGAAUACAUGGCCAGACUCGGUUACUCUAUGGCUGACUUGGACGAGCUCAAUGUUAUACAUGUUGCUGGUACAAAGGGCAAGGGCUCAACAUCUGCAUUCUGCGAAUCGAUACUCCGGAGGUGCCAUGUCGUGUCGAGUGGCUCUGAUGGUGGUCAAACGACGACAAGGCCACUGAAGACAGGAUUGUAUACUAGUCCUCACAUCCUUCAAGUCCGGGAACGUAUACGACUUGAUGGGCAGCCGCUGAGUAAAGCCAAGUUUACAAAAUAUUUUUAUGAAUUGUGGAAUCGAUUUGAUGAGACUCAGGAUCAAGUAUCAGAAGGAACAACAUCAAAACCACCAUAUUUCCGCUUCUUAACUGCUCUAGCUUUCCACGUCUUCAAGAAGGAAGGUGUUGAUGUGGCAAUCAUGGAAGUUGGAAUGGGUGGUGCUUAUGAUGCUACAAAUGUCAUUCGUAAACCUAUAGUAUGCGCUAUAUCGUCCUUGGGACUGGAUCAUACGGCUAUAUUGGGAAAGACGCUGCCUGAGAUUGCGUGGCAUAAGGCUGGUAUCAUGAAGGCUGGCAUUCCUUGCUUUACCUCGCCACAAAAGGAAGAUGCAUUCAAAGUCAUUGAGGAACAAGCUUUGGAGCUUAAGGCAUCCGAGUUGUCGAUAUCACUGCCCUCAGUCGUUGAAGGAAUUACACUAGGACUCGCAGGCUCACACCAAAAGUUGAAUGCCUCACUCGCCGUAUCAGCAUGCACGACAUGGAUUCAUACCAUGCAAGCAAAAAAACUCUAUACAUUUGAUUCGAGUUGCAUUCCACUCCUCGCAUCCGAUGAUUCAAAGCAACAGCAACAGGAGCUUCUUCCACAACCGUUUAUUGAUGGGCUGGCUUCCACAACGUGGAUUGGUAGGGCACAAGAGUACCACGCAGCGCAAUAUCCGAACGUGACUUGGUUUUUAGAUGGUGCUCAUACUCCUGAGAGCAUAUUGGUGUGUACUGAAUGGUUUGAGGGUGCUGUCAAGAAGUAUGUGGAUCAUACAAGGACCACACUUAUAUUCAAUUGCAACUCAACACACGGACGGGAUGGUCCCGAACUCCUCAAACCAAUCGCAGAACUCCAUCUCCAACACAAUAACCUAUUCUCCCGUGUAAUCUUCACACCAAACGACCCAUACCGCCCAAACACUAGGACACUAGCCGAUUAUACCAAUAAUAUGGUUGACGCAGACAAGUUAUUGACUGCUCAGUACGCAUUGCAAGCUGCUUGGAAGGAGUUUAUGGAUACCGCUGGAUCAGAAGCUGUUACCGAGACAUUUGUGGUUUCUUCUAUUGAAGAGGCUGUUGAAUUGGCUGCUGUCGGUGGGAGCGAGGAAGAGAAGACACCUGUACUGGUUACAGGUAGUCUGUAUCUUGUUGGUGGGGUGUUGACUAAUUUGGGAGCAGAGUGUAUCUAA